AUGGGGCUCGGGAAGACGUUUCAGACCAUCGCGAUGAUUGCGUAUCUGAAAUUCACAGUGGGGUUGCCCGGGCCGCAUCUGGUGGUGUGCCCGAAGUCGGUGAUGGGAAAUUGGCAUCGGGAGUUCCGGCAUUGGUGCCCUGCCCUGUCGGUGUAUAAAUUUCACGCCCCGAGCGAUCUACGACCGAUGCUCAUCAAAUCCCACUUUCACCCGCCCGAUAAACUUCGCCACGACGUCAUCGUCACGACGUUUGAGAUGGUCCUGGAGGAGAUCCAAGCGUUUAAGAAGAUUCACUGGCAGUACCUCAUCGUGGACGAGGCGCACAAAAUCAAAAACGAAGAAGGCCGCGCGCAUACCCUUUUGGAUUCCCUGGAUACCUCCCACCGCCUCAUUAUCACCGGAACGCCGCUCCAAAACAACCUCAAGGAGCUGUGGUCGUUGCUGCAUUUUCUCUCCCCACGGCUCUUUCACACCACGGAUACGCUGGAGGAGUGGUUCGACUCCUCCAGCGGUCAUCAAGACGCGGAGGUGAUGUCGAACAUGCACAAAAUCCUCGCCCCGAUGAUGAUCCGGCGGAUCAAAUCCGAGGUGAACACCGGGAUCCCCCCGAAAAAAGAGAUCUACGUCUCCUGUAAGCUCACCAAAACGCAGCGGGAGUGGUAUAUUCGCAUCCUCGCCAAAGACUCCGACGCGCUUAACCGCGCCUCCAGCAGCACGAGCUACCUAAACUCCGUGCUGAUGAAUCUUCGCAAGGUCAUCAACCAUCCGUAUUUGAUGGAUGGCGCUGAGGAAGGGCCGCCGUUUAUCACCGACGAAAAACUCGUGAAAGUCUCCGGCAAGAUGCUCAUUUUGGAUAAGCUGCUGCAUCGCCUAAAAGAGGAUGUGGAAGGGCGGCAUAAGGUCCUCAUCUUCUCGCAAUUCACGACGAUGCUGAACAUCCUGGAGGAUUACUGCAACAUGCGUGGCUUUCGCUACUGUCGGAUUGACGGGAACUCCAGCAGUUACGACCGCGACUCGCAGAUGGCGAAUUUUAACGCGCCGAAUAGCGAAUCCUUCAUCUUUUUGCUCUCCACGCGGGCAGGCGGGCUGGGGAUCAACCUCCAGGCCGCGAAUCACGUCGUGAUCUACGACUCGGAUUGGAACCCGCAGAUGGAUCUCCAGGCCCAGGAUCGCGCGCAUCGCAUCGGGCAGAAACGCAGCGUGCGCGUCUACCGUUUCGUAACGGACGGCACCGUCGAGGAGCGGAUCUACCGCCGCGCGCUGAAGAAACUUUAUUUAAACGCGAUUGUCGUUCAGCAGGGGACCCUGCGUUCAGGGGGAGGGGGGGGCGCGACCGCGUCGAAUGCCGUUUCUCGUGGGGAACUCCUUUCGAUGAUUCGAUUCGGCGCGGAGGAGAUCUUCCGCACGCGGCAGGUCGACGUCACCGAGGCCGAUAUCGACCGCCUCCUCGACGAAGGGGAGGUCAAAUCCACCCAACUCAACAGCGAAGUGAAGCAAACCGUGCAGAUGUCGCUCUCGAGCUUCGAGCUUGGCGCCGAGGAGGCGAAUAUCUACGAUUUUGAAGGCCUUUCCUUCCGCGCCGGGGUUGAAACGCGAAUGUUGCAUCUGAAGCUCCCAGAGGCCGUCGCCCAAUCCACGUUGCAGCAGCAAUGCGCGGAGUACGGCGAGGUCCUCCGCGUCGUCCUCCACCCCAACCUCCAUGAGGCCCUUGUGCAGUUUCGCACGUUAAACGGCGCGAUCGACGCCCACGCCGGGUUGCCUUAUGAAUCUUCUUUCGCGAAUAAAGAAACGCAAACGAUCGUCUCCGGGGAGAUGAUUUCGGCCGGGUUGGAAACUGGCGAGAAGCUCGGGCGUGGCCACCGCACCCGAGGCGUCAUCGCGCAUUACACCGAGGCCGAGGUCGAGCAGCUCCAGACGAAGGCGACGAAGGCGCCCCCGCUGAAGCUGCCGAAACCCCCCAAAUUCCCGCCCUUUCAGCUUUUUAACCAACGCCGCCUGCUCGAGCUGCAUAACACCGAGGUCGGGUUGAUGGUGCAGAAUUGGAAGCGAAAGUACGCCGACGGGAAUGGCAACGGCAACGGCAAUCCGGAAGGGGAGGAGGCUGGAGAAGGGGAAGGGGAGGCCGCGGAGGAAACCCUCACCGCCGCGGAGCAAGACGAACGCGAGCGUUUGCUUCGCGAUGGCUUUCCUAACUGGUCCUCGCGGGAAUAUCGCCGUCUUCUGCAACUUCUGAUCACUGGCGAGGUCGAGCUUCACGACCACGUCGCCCUCGCGGCGGGAUUGGGAAGUCCGGAGAAAACCCCUGGGGAGGUUCGCGAUUACCUCACCGCCCUCCUCGACCGUGGCGAGCAGUGUAUUCCGAGGUUCGAUAAGAUCGAGAAGCGAAUUCAUUCCGCGCAAGCGCGGAUCGCCGCGCGACGCGAUCUCCUCCGCGCGGCGCGGUGGAAAAUCGAAGGCUACGACGACCCCGAGCAGCAGUUGAGCUUCCCGGGGAAACCAGCCUUGCCGGAGCUGCAGCGGCGGAUUUUUCUCCUCGGCUACGAUACCGGAUUCGCGACGGAGGAGAUCGGCAAGCGGAUCCGCGCGCUUCCCGAGAACGCCUUUAACGUGUGGUUUCGUUCCCGCACGGAUUACUUCUACGCGACCUGCCUCCAUCGCCUGAUGCGCGCGGUGAAGCGGGAGUGGGAGCGGGAAACAAGGGAGGGCGGGGAGAGCGAAAGGGAGCACCGGCGGUUUCGCACCGAGCGGGUUUAG
Phytomonas sp. EM1 is the source of this 2754-nucleotide messenger RNA. The record is from the annotation of a GenBank genome assembly. Lineage: Eukaryota; Euglenozoa; Kinetoplastea; Trypanosomatida; Trypanosomatidae.